Messenger RNA from Vitis vinifera (wine grape), 2179 nucleotides. Its product is annotated as aberrant root formation protein 4. Bases 200 to 2029 code for a protein of 609 amino acids. Gene Ontology annotation, molecular function: ubiquitin-protein transferase inhibitor activity. Lineage: Eukaryota; Viridiplantae; Streptophyta; Magnoliopsida; Vitales; Vitaceae. The record is from RefSeq and is a predicted model, not a curated record. Gene Ontology annotation, cellular component: cytoplasm. The transcript is spliced from 14 exons.
UCACAUUUCCCCAUUUAUGGCGCAAACUCUUUUCAUUUCUAAUCUUAUUUUAGUUCAAUUAUUUUCUUUACGGAUUCAAAAUUAAAAAGAAGGCUCCAGGAGUACUCAGACCCGAUCAUACUCAUUAGAGUGCUUGAAAUAAUUCUGGUUUCCAUACAAACACAUUUUAAGUUCAGAGCGGCAACGCAAAUCAGUGACCAUGUCGUCUGUAAAGAUACUAGAAGAAUCUUCAUCUGCGAAUCCUCUUGUGCUUCGACUUCAACAAAUUCUAACCUCAUGUUCCAGAUCAAUCGAAACUGGAGAUCUCCAUAAAUCUGGAAGCUCAGUGUCGGAGCUCGUGAACUACCUUGAUUCGAUUUCCGAUGCUGCUUUAUCUGAUACGAGCAAUGAAGAAUCGAGAAACAAUGCGCUCGAAGUUCUCUCGGAGAUUCACCUGUAUAUAUGCCAGCCCUUGUUGGACCAGGCGGUUGUGGAUGCUCUUUCUUUUGAGUUGCCUAAGGCGGUUGCUAAGUUUGCAUGCGUCUCUGGCAAAUGUCUGGAGAUUGUUGAGAGUAUUGUCAAUCAGUUUGUAGCGACUUGUAGCCCUCGGGAUUUGAUUCCGAUUUUCUGCGAGGCAUUAGAUGUUCCAAGUGGGAUGUCCAAGGCUCCUAAUUAUUAUGCUCCUUUUCUAAGUGGGCUAUCAAAAGUAUUUCUUUCCAUUCCAAGACGUCAUUUUGAGCAAGUAAAAGAAGCAGUCCCUGUUAUCCUUAGUGUUUUGAAGGCCAUGACUUCAGAGUUAGAUGAUGAAGACACAAAUUCUGAGGAUUUGUUUGCCAGAGCCAUCAGCAUUGCCAAUUCUAUACAAACAGUUUGUGGAAAGUUGGCGGGCAGGCUAAAUGAAAAACUCCGUGCUCUACUUGGCUUGUUUGUCUUGCAAAUCAUGUCUCUUCUCUGUAUGAGGGAGAAAGUUUCAAGCUGUCUUACCUUGGUGUUACAACUAUCCCACUUCCUUCCAUAUUGUGGCUUAUCCUAUCUUGGUUUACUUACUGGAUGUGAUGUUGACACAAUUAUUGAUAUUGUUCUUAAAGAAUGCACAGAGGAUGGAGAUGAUUAUAUAAGUUGUUUUCCCUAUGUCAAGCAUGGAGCAUCUCUUGCAGUGAUUUGUGGCCAUAUGUCAAACAUGGUCGCUCAAUCAGCUGAGGAGGAUUUGACUGUCCUUAAGGAUGCUCUUCAAAGUAACCAGACUAAAAGAUGGCAGGCAGUGGGCAUGUUAAAGCACAUAUUUUCCUCUGCCAAUCUGCCAUGGGAGUUAAAGAAACAUACCAUCAACUUCUUGCUUUGGAUUAUGGAUGGGAAUCUAUCUGAAAAAUGUAAUGAUGAAGUUUCAGACUGCUCAUCUUAUGUGCCUGGUCUUUUUGCUUCUUUGCAGGCUAUUGAGAUGGUCAUUAUGUACACAUCAGAUUCAGUGCUAAGGAGGAAUGCUUUUAAUUCUUUCAAAAAGGUACUUGCCGAUAUUCCAACCUCUCCACGGUUUGACAUUUUAAAAGCGUUGAUUGCAAAUAGCAAUUCUUCUUCCAUGACUGCAAUUCUUGUAGAUUGUGUUAGAGAGGAAAUGCGUAUGGAAAAUUGCCAAAGAAUUUCUGUAGGACAUGAUGAAUUCUUGCAAGCUGAAAAAUCCUGCCAAAGUUCAUUGUUUUGGAGUGCAGAUGUUCUCGAAUUGGUGGAAUUGAUUUUGAGACCUCCUAAGGGAGGACCCCCAGCCCUUCCUGAGGAUAGCGAUGCGGUUCUAUCUGCUCUUAACCUUUACAGAUUUGUAUUGAUAACAGAGUCAACAGGGAAAACCAAUUGCACAGGGGUGUUAUCCAAGAACAAUUUACACAAGGCAUACAACGAAUGGCUUCUACCUCUUCGAACUUUGGUAACAGGCAUUGAGGCUGAAAACAAGAAUGAUUAUGACCAACUUGUGGUUGACAUGGUAUGUGCCCUCAAUCCUGUUGAAUUAGUCUUGUAUCGUUGUAUUGAGCUUGUCGAAGAAAAAUUGAAACAAUAGGCAUCUCAUGCAUGAGCCGUUUGUGGGAAAAUCCCCAUGGAAAUUUUACAGUGGAUGAACAUAUAGUUCUCGAGCAUGAAUACCUUUUGCUUAGCUGUUGGACAUGUUAUGAGUAUUGAUUCUCUCAUAAUGAGAUCUGGAGUUCGCAAA